Terrapene triunguis (Three-toed box turtle) is the source of this 393-nucleotide messenger RNA. Its product is annotated as adhesion G protein-coupled receptor E1-like. Gene Ontology annotation, cellular component: membrane. The annotation marks the transcript as partial. The record is from RefSeq and is a predicted model, not a curated record. Lineage: Eukaryota; Metazoa; Chordata; Testudines; Emydidae. Gene Ontology annotation, molecular function: G protein-coupled receptor activity. The transcript is spliced from 4 exons. Gene Ontology annotation, biological process: cell surface receptor signaling pathway; adenylate cyclase-activating G protein-coupled receptor signaling pathway.
AGCUUCCUGGGUCCAGUCUGUGCCAUAAUCCUGAUAAAUAUAAUGUUCUUUGCCCUGACUCUGUGGAUCCUCAGAAAAACACUCUCCUCCCUCAAUGCAGAUGUGUCCACCCUCAGAGAGCACAGGUUACUGACCUUUAAAGCCAUUGCCCAGCUCUUCGUUCUGGGCUGCACAUGGAGCCUUGCUCCCCUCUCACAAUUCAUCGUCAUAGAGUAUUUACUCUUCAUUGUCAACAGCCUGCAGGGAGCCUUCAUCUUCCUGGUGCACUGUCUCCUCAAUCGCCAGGUGAAAGAGGAGUACAGGAGAUGGAUCAAGGGAUUCCGAACGUACAGCACAAAAUCUCAGACAUCCGAUCUAUCCAUGUCUGCUGUCCCCACCCCCAGCACCAACACG